This is a messenger RNA of Dichomitus squalens LYAD-421 SS1, 1386 nucleotides long. Its product is annotated as ABC1-domain-containing protein. The record is from RefSeq and is a predicted model, not a curated record. Gene Ontology annotation, biological process: ubiquinone biosynthetic process. NCBI's taxonomy places the organism in Eukaryota, Fungi, Basidiomycota, Agaricomycetes, Polyporales, Polyporaceae. The transcript is spliced from 6 exons. Bases 1 to 1386 code for a protein of 461 amino acids. Gene Ontology annotation, cellular component: extrinsic component of mitochondrial inner membrane. Gene Ontology annotation, molecular function: kinase activity.
AUGUUUGACCGACCAAAGAGCAGAAACCUGCAGUCGUCCAAAGUACCGUCUUCACGAAUAGGACGCCUCUUCCACUACGGAGGUCUCGCGGCGUCGCUCAGCUUCGGUGCUGCUUCUGAACUCAUCCGCCGAACGACGCAUAGUUCCGACGGGCAUGCCGCAGCCUCGCUCAUGCUGACAGAGGGAAACAUCAAGCGUCUCGUAUCAAAGUUGACACAGAUGCGUGGUGCUGCACUGAAGCUCGGCCAGUUCAUGAGUAUACAAGAUAGCCACGUGCUACCACCAGAGAUAGAGGACAUCUUCCGCCGCGUCCAAGAUAGCGCACAUUACAUGCCUGACUGGCAAAUGGAGAAAGUCAUGCACGACUCCCUUGGACCCUCCUGGAUGUCGAACUUCGAGUCGUUCGAUCGCCUCCCCUUCGCCGCGGCCUCCAUAGGCCAAGUGCACUCCGCCAUGCUGGCUGCCUCUGCCUCGCCCACCGGCAAGGCUGAGCCUGUUGCGGUCAAGAUCCAGUUCCCGAACAUCGUCAACUCGAUCAACAGUGACCUCGGCUACGUGAAGAUGCUAUUGACUGCCGGCCGCCUCUUGCCUCCAGGGCUGUUCCUGGACCGGACAAUCCAGGUCAUGAAGGAGGAAUUGGCGGAUGAGUGUAAUUAUGCCCGUGAAGCGAGCUUCUUGCGGCGGUUCCGAGAAGAACUCGGCGGGGAUGGGAGGUUCAAGGUGCCGUGGGUCUGGGAGGGGAGCACGGAUAGGGUGUUGGUGAUGGAGAAGGUGGAUGGCGUGAGCGUGGGCGGCUCGAUCAUCGACAAGCUGUCUCAACGCGACCGCGACGACAUUGCGACGCGCAUCAUAGACCUUUGUCUUCGCGAGCUCUUCGUCUUUCGCGUGAUGCAGACUGACCCGAACUGGACAAACUUCCUCUGGAACCCGCGCUCGCGCCAGAUAGAACUCGUCGACUUCGGCGCGACGCGUAAGUACACCAAAACGUUCAUCGACGACUGGCUGCACCUCCUCUCGUCUGCCGUCGCGGAGGAUCACGACGCGUGUAUCGAGUGGAGCCUGAAGCUCGAAUACUUGACCGGCGAGGAGAACGACGUGAUGCGAGAGGCACACGUACGGUCGAUGAUCCUGCUUGGCACGCCGUUCAAGGCGGGCACGAGGCAGCCGUUCCGGUUCGGUCAGGGGUCGGAAUGGACAGAUAUCACGGCAGAGAUUAGGGCGCAAAUACCGGUUAUGCUCAAGCACCGGCUCACGCCGCCUCCGAGGGAGACAUACAGUCUGAAUAGAAAAUUGAGCGGGGCGUUUUUGCUGGCAUCCCGGCUGAAUGCGUCGGUGGAUUGCAGGACGUUGUGGAAGAACGUCACGGACGGGUACCGCUUUGGUUGA